Molecule: messenger RNA, 390 nt
Organism: Parascedosporium putredinis
Lineage: Eukaryota; Fungi; Ascomycota; Sordariomycetes; Microascales; Microascaceae
Source: the annotation of a GenBank genome assembly
AUGUCCACUCAAGGCACAGAUCGGAACGCGCGUGGCAAACUCGCCAGGACGAUCAUCAACAAUGUCAUCCCGACGAUCCUCAAGGGAAACCCCGUGCGCGGCGCGGGGUCGACGCGCUUCUGCAGCGCCGGGACCGGGGACGCACCUUUGCUCGCCGUCCUGAUGAUCGCCGACACACUCGAGGCCGCGGCGCAUAUCCGCAGCACGCACCUCACGCUCCCGCAUCGCCGCCAACCUCGCAUCGCCGUGCUCAACAUGGCAUCCCCUUACGUCCGGGCGGCGGAGUGCUUCUUCCGCUUGGACGACGACAUGCCUGCCAAGGGAAGCGCGCAGAAGGACUGGUUUUUCGUGGACGUCAUCACGGCAGCGAUGCACCGGCUCCCGAAGUAG